CUUCAGGAUAAAAAAGGGCAAUAUUAACCAGAAGGUAUUCUCCGUGGGCUAAUUUUGACUACCAUGAGUAGUGUUGCAACCAUUGGAUACAGAGAGCACAGGAUGAACAUUAUUAUCUCUACUGUGGACAAUUUAUGUCUAAAAUAAAUAGGCAAACUUUCCAACCAAAAUGAUCGAGAGGCCCCUAAAUCUUCAAAAUCAACCCAAAAUUCCCUAAUACAGAGAAUAGAUACAGAUUAAAUACAGAUUGGGAUGCCAAACUAAUCUUGACCAUCGAGAGUUUAGAAAGAUGAAAACUUUAAAGAAAAUCAUAAGAGACAAAUAUCCUGCCUACACCAACUUUAAAUUGCAUACUGGAUCUGUCUGUCUACUCUUUCAAUCUGAAUUCCUUUCUAAAGUGUAAAGGAUCGUCUAAAGUGGCUGAAGAUCAUUCAGACGUAAACCGACGUGUAAAACUCUUCUUGUUUCAGUUCUGCAAGGUGAUCACCGUCUCCUGGCUGAAGCACCUCUCAGGUCAGGUGGUGCUCGUCCUGUUGGAUUACCUAGAUCAUGUGACCUUGUGCUCCAAACCGAAGGCAGCAGUGAUGGAGCAGCAGCAGUGGCCGGACAUCUGCAGGCUGCAAGAAAGCGCCAGCUGUCUGCAGCACCUCUGCCGGCUGCAGGUGAGUAGCUGUCUCGGACGCCUUCGCCUCCGGUCGCCGGUCUUCAUGAGCUUCCUGCCGGUGUCGGAGCGCCUGAAGGACUACAUCCUGUACCGAGAGUACAACCUGUACGGCAAACAGAGCAGGAAGAUCAAGCGAGAGAAGGAAAGAGUUUAAAAGACAGAGCGUUGGACGUCAGAGAAAUCCACAGAAGAAGACAGACAGGAAGUAAACAAGUAGACACAUUAUUUUAUUAUUUUCAAUAAGAUAAAGGUCUGUUUAUUACGGUCAUUCAAACUUUUAAACAAUUGCAACAAGAUUCUUAACACGAGGUUGCAAAAACAAAAAUAAUCUGUAUGCAGCAGUUUUCAUUGUUAUUGUGUCUGUGCUUGAUCCCUCAGAGUCGCAGUGUAAGAGCUGCACAGUUAUGAAUAAAGGCAGCUGCACCCUCUUUCAUUCAGCAUUCCCAUUAUUGCUUUAUAAAUGUCUUGCCCCCUUGUGUGUCCACUGAGGUUCGUCAGGCCCAACACAUCUUCAACAAACUCCCCCUUUGCCUCAUCAUAAAAACUCACAAACACCAGCAACUGAGUAUUGUCAGUGGUGUCAGUGGACUCAUCCACAGCUAAGGAAAUGCACUGUGCAUUUUUUAUUCCAUCACAAAGCUGAUUAAUCAAAUCACCAGCCAGUAUUUAUGUUCUUCUGGUUGCUGUGGAAUCUGAGAGGGGGAUUUGCUUGAUUGACUGUUAUUUCAUGUUUUUGUUUGCCUUCAAACAUGGUCUCCAUCACUUCAGUC
Molecule: messenger RNA, 1434 nt
Organism: Notothenia coriiceps (black rockcod)
Lineage: Eukaryota; Metazoa; Chordata; Actinopteri; Perciformes; Nototheniidae
Product: dynein heavy chain 12, axonemal-like
Exons: 2
Coding region: 585-818 (77 amino acids)
Biological process (GO): intracellular signal transduction
Source: RefSeq, a predicted model, not a curated record